Messenger RNA from Petromyzon marinus (sea lamprey), 1644 nucleotides. RefSeq names its product TP53 induced glycolysis regulatory phosphatase (gene TIGAR). The record is from RefSeq and is a predicted model, not a curated record. Gene Ontology annotation, biological process: negative regulation of glycolytic process; regulation of pentose-phosphate shunt. Gene Ontology annotation, cellular component: cytosol. Lineage: Eukaryota; Metazoa; Chordata; Hyperoartia; Petromyzontiformes; Petromyzontidae. Gene Ontology annotation, molecular function: fructose-2,6-bisphosphate 2-phosphatase activity.
UCCGCGGGGCGGGGCUUGAGGGGGGAGGGGAGGAAUUGCCCGGUGACGUCACCGGGGCGCCGUGGUUCGUUGACGGCCCCGCCGGCUCGGUACAGUGCGGAGACAGCUUCUGGGUGCACUGGGAAGGUGAGGUUACCAUUAGCAGCAUCAUCAUCAUCAGCAUGAAGUUCACGAUCACCAUUGUUCGACAUGGCGAGACAACGUACAACAAGAAGCGUCUAAUCCAAGGCCAGGGCAUCAACAUGCCCCUAUCGGACGUGGGCUUCGAGCAAGCGGCAGCUGUCGGUGCUGCCCUGCAGCACGUCCCCUUCGCCUACGUCUACAGCAGUGACCAGCUGCGGGCACAGCAGACGGCGGAGGAGAUAGUGAAGCGGAACCAUCACUGCCGGGACCGGCCGCUGCAGCGCGAGGAGCGCCUGCGCGAGAGGUCCUUCGGAGCGUCGGAGGGCUGCAGCGUGGAUCAGCUCCGAGCCCUGGCCAAGGAGGCCGGGCAGCGGUGUCCCCACUUCACGCCGCCCGGGGGAGAGACUCUGGAGCAGCUCAAGACGCGGCUGGUGGAUUUCUUCCUCGAGCUCUGCUCGCUGAUAGCCUCCCGGCGCGCGGAGACGUGCAACGGCAUCAAGCCCUCGGCAUGCCGGGCAGAAAGCGACACCGCAACCGCCGCGGUGGACUCUGCGGCGGACGUUCUGGUAGUCACCCACGGCGGACUCAUCCGCGAGUGGAUUCGCUACCUCACCGAGGACCUGGGCUGCCCCGUGCCCGCCGAGUGGCGGCAGCGGCUGCUGGUCGUGUCGCCCAACACGGGGGUAUCGCGCUUCCUCGUCUCGCUGCCCGACGGCGCCGACGGCGCCGACGGCGCCGACGGCGCCGAUGGCGGCCCGCUCCCCACCACCGUGCAGUGCCUGCAGCUGCACAGCAGCUCCCACCUCGCCCCGGCGAAGGUGCAGCCGCCCCCGGCGAUGUAAAGUAAAAAAAAGAAUCGAGUUGAACUGCGGGUCAAACCCGCUUCACACGCUCGCCCCCCCCCACCCCCGCCCGCAACCAGAGCACUAGCGUAUAAAGGUCACGAUCUAUCUAGGGCAGGCAAUGACGGGCAACCGAGAACGAGUCGGUGGGCCGCGUGAAUGGGUCCCUCCGUCAGCUUAGUGGGCUCGCGAGUGUAACAUCGUGACCCCCCCACGCUUAACCCUAGACGCACCGAGACCAGGCCACCACGCAGCCCAUGGGCAGCAGGUUGCCCACCAAUGAUCUAAGGGCAGCUGCUGGAAGCCGUCGCCAAGCAGUGCAUCGAUCACGAUCCGCUUCGGCAACGGUUUGGGGACGCUGCGGUAACCGUCGCCGGCGACGGUCGCCACUUGUUACGUCGCCGAAAUUUAACUGAAACUCUCAAAUCACAAACAACGGUUUUGCUGCCUUGCGAUGAAAAUUUCACUCUGCGGCAGAGUGCGUGGGUUUGGCGCUGCCUCCCGCCACCACCCGAGCGUGUGGUUAAAAACGCGUCACUUGAAGGAGUUGUGUGGGUGCCGAGGUGGUGAGAUGUUAACUACCUCGCCUGCGAAACAGGAGGGUCGUGGGUUCGAUCCCGACCGCCACGCCUGUACAUUUGGCGUUUUCUCUCUCUCCCCACGUGGUCGCGUGGAUUUU